AUGGAUGGGCAAUUCCACAUUUGCAGUCUGAAUCCAUCAAAAGAUUCAGAAGAUCUCGCAUUUAUCACAUCUCCAUCUAUUCACUCGUUCAAAGUCAGUGGUGGCGACGAAUGCUACAAUAGCAUUUUGCGUUUGGCAGGACUUGCUCCCAAUCUCAAAAAGGUUCGAAUGAGAAGAUGUCCCAGCUUCGAGGGGCCGGCCUUGGGUCCAAACAAUUUCCAGUCAGGCACCGCGUCAUUGGUGGAUCUUCGUUUCGAAGGCACUUGGAAAUUUGAUGGAAGACGCCUCUGUGAAUGGAGCUAUUGUACGGAUUUCUCUACCCUGCAGACCCUUAUUAUCAAUGGCCGAUUGAAUGAUGCGGCAUUCAAGGUUUGGAAUCAGAUGGAAUUUUUGUUUCCAUCUCUGAAGACUCUCCAUCUGAACAUUGCUGGAUCUCGAUCAGAGGAGUUUUAUGACGACGCAAGUAAAUUCCUGCGAAGCUUGCCACCUUUAACUGAACUUGAAGUAACCGGUUGGCACUUGCGCAUCGGCAUCGAGUCUCUUAUCGGCGUCCAUGGGCCCCGCUUGCGCAAGUUUAAGCUCAUAAAGCCCGCAACUUGGCAGACUUUGAGCGAACAUCAAAUUCGUCAAAUCAGUCGAAAGUGCCCAUUGCUAGAGGACCUUGAGGUUACGAUUGACGGCGCACAAAGUCAUGCCGAGAAAGCCAAGAUAUACGCAGCUCUAGGGUCAAUACGAAAUCUCAAAUACCUUGUCCUCACUUAUGAAGUCGGGUUUAUGGGGCUGCCUACGAUCCCUAGAGAGGAGAUCACCUCAUCGACAGGAACACAAAGACCCGGCUCUAAGCAUCAUGAGUUGCCCAGCUAUCCUUCAUUUGACGAAUUCGAAAAUCAAUUUUGCGAAGGAGCAUCUGACGAGUUUUUCCGGCUUCGAAAUGGUCAUGUGCAGAAGAUGAUAGUUGAUGCUGUCAUGGAUGAGAGACUUGCUUGUGAGAUUUUUCAAGCCAUCUUGGACACGAAGUCAAAAAGUUCACCUCUUCUCAAGGAUCUUAAUAUCAAAAUCAUAGGUGCUCAUGUUCGAAAAGACCUGGUAGAUAUAGCUCACUUGUUUUCCAGUGAUUGGCGUGUGAUACGGGAAACCAAUUUUCGACGCCGUGGCAAGUUGAUCGCUGAAGAAAUUGAGCCAUGUAGGAGCAGCAUUGAAAGAAGAAAUAUCCAUCUUCCACUGUGGUUGGAGCCCAUAUUUUAUCGACUUUUCCCAGCGGCGAAGCCGAAAGGACCACCGCGGAAAUUGUCGAAGAAAUUGGCUGCCAAGAGGGACAAGGAAAAGAGUCAGGCCAUUCCGAUGUGGAGGCGCUACAUACAUAGUUUUCCUACGACUUCAGCGACAGAAAAUUGA
Penicillium waksmanii is the source of this 1395-nucleotide messenger RNA. RefSeq lists its product as uncharacterized. Bases 1 to 1395 code for a protein of 464 amino acids. The record is from RefSeq and is a predicted model, not a curated record. Lineage: Eukaryota; Fungi; Ascomycota; Eurotiomycetes; Eurotiales; Aspergillaceae. The transcript has a single exon.